UUGUGGCAGACAAAGAAGGUUUUCUACAUACAAAGAAAAGUAAAAUCGUAUUCGGCUCUGUUGGCAGAGAUAAAACUGUGCCCCUUUUAUCGCCACCCCCAAUAAUGAACCACGUGACAGGUCACUAUCGCCGGAACGAAGACAAUUCUCAGAAUACUAACGUCAAUGAAGUUGAGGACAUGGAAACUCAAGAAGUGACUCAAAUGGAAUACAUCACAGAUACCGCUGGGGCAGACAUGGAUCAGACUCAGAAUGGAGAAGUUUUAGUUGGCCCUCAGCCUGAUCCAAAUGCAGUUGUACAAGAUACAGAAAUGGAAGAAGAUGAAGCUCGUUCUGAUGCAACAUUCAAGUUUACUGUACACAAUUUUAGUAAGCUCAAGGACUCUGUACUCUCUCCUCCCUGUUUUGUGAGAAAUCUACCCUGGAAGAUAAUGGUAAUGCCUCGUAACAGCCAUUCUCAAGAUGCUAGGUCUGAUAGACCAGCUCAGAGGUCCUUGGGUUUCUUCUUGCAGUGUAAUGGAGAAAGUGAAUCCAGUUCUUGGUCAUGUUAUGCAGUUGCAGAGUUAAGAAUGCUUUCAGUUAAACCAGAAAUAGAGAAUUUUACUAGAAAAAUUCAGCAUUUGUUCUAUUCAAAGGAAAAUGAUUGGGGAUUUUCACAUUUUAUGUCAUGGAAUGAUGUGUUGGAUCCAGAGAAAGGCUUCAUCAAAGAUGAUGCAAUUACAUUGGAAGUUCAGGUUGUAGCAGAUGCACCUCAUGGAGUGUCCUGGGAUAGUAAAAAGCACACAGGAUAUGUUGGUUUGAAAAACCAAGGUGCAACUUGUUACAUGAAUUCCUUACUCCAAACUCUCUACUUUACCAACCAGCUGAGAAAGGCUGUCUAUAAAAUGCCCACAGAAUCUGAUGAUUCCACAAAAUCAGUAGCUUUAGCAUUACAAAGGGUUUUCCAUGAACUACAGUUUUGUGAUAAACCUGUAGGUACUAAGAAGCUUACAAAAAGUUUUGGCUGGGAAACUUUGGACUCUUUUAUGCAACAUGAUGUUCAGGAAUUUUUAAGGGUGCUAUUAGAUAAGUUAGAAAGCAAAAUGAAGGGUACUUGUGUAGAAGGAACUGUGCCCAAAUUGUUUGAAGGGAAAAUGAUUUCAUAUAUAAGAUGUAAAAAUGUUGAUUAUUCCAGUACUAGAUCAGAAACUUUCUAUGAUAUACAGUUGAAUAUUAAAGGAAAAAAGAACAUCGAUGAAUCCUUUAAAGACUACAUAGCCAAAGAGACCUUAGAUGGUGAUAAUAGAUACGAUGCAGGAGAGCAUGGUUUGCAGGAUGCCGAGAAAGGUGUCAUCUUCAAAGAAUUCCCCCCAGUAUUGCAUCUACACCUGAUGAGGUUCCAGUAUGAUCCUGUGACAGACAGCUCAGUGAAAUUCAAUGAUCGGUUCGAAUUCUAUGAAAAACUGUCGUUGGACUCCUAUCUCCAGGAACCUGAUCCCAACAACCCUGCCAAUUAUACUUUGCACGCAGUUCUUGUACAUAGCGGUGAUAAUCACGGAGGACAUUAUGUUGUUUUUAUUAAUCCGAAAGGUGAUGGUAAAUGGUGUAAAUUCGAUGACGACGUCGUUUCAAGAUGUACUAAACAAGAAGCAUCUGAGCACAAUUUUGGUGGACAUGAUGAGGAUAUGAAUAUGACAGUAAAGCACUGCACUAAUGCCUACAUGUUGGUGUAUAUAAGGGAUUCCGAAAUGCCCAAAGUAUUACAAGAUGUGACAGAUGCAGACAUUCCAACAGAACUGGCUGAUCGCUUGGCAGAAGAAAAGCGAAUGGAACAGGUGAGGCGUAAAGAACGUAAUGAGGCCCAUCUGUACAUGACGAUAAACGUUCUUUUGGAGGAUGCGUUCGAUGGUCAUCAAGGUAACGAUCUUUAUGAUCAAGAAAGGGCUCUUUUUAGGGUGUUCAAAAUCAAAAAGAUGGCCACUGUUGCCGAACUGAUGGAGAUGUUGGCGGACGCGUUUAAGUAUCCUCCAGAGCAAAUAAGACCAUGGCCUUUUAGCCAAAGGUCAAACCAAACCAUCCGACCCAGUGUUUUAGAUCUUGAAACAGACCUUCACAAGCCAGUUAUAGACACAGCAGAAAACGCGAAUCCUUGGAACAUAUUCCUAGAACUUCUUCCUCCCGAUUCGGGACAAUCGACACUUCCAACGUUCGAUAAAGAAACAGAUGUAUUAUUGUUUUUCAAAAUGUAUGAUCCCAAGCAAAAGAAAAUCCACUAUUGCGGUCACAGUUAUUUACCCGUUACGAGUAAGUUAGUGGAUAUUAUACCGUUGUUAAACGAAAGAGCUGGAUUUCCGCCAGAUACUGAACUGUUACUGUAUGAGGAAAUACGACCGAAUAUGAUAGAAAAAAUUACAAAUUUUAAUGAUCCUUUAGAAAAGGUAUUAGAAGAAUUAAUGGACGGUGAUAUAAUAGUGUUUGAAAAGGAAGAAAGAGAGGAACUUUCCGACCUUCCGACAUGUGUAGAUUAUUUCAAAGAUUUGUAUUGUCGCGUUGAAGUGACUUUUGUAGACAAGUGCAUACCCAACGAUCAGGGAUUCACAAUGGAGCUGUCACAGAGAAUGACAUAUGAUCAGUUCGCCAGAGCGGUAGCGCAGAGGGUAGGAACCGAUCCCUAUUUGUUACAAUUCUUUAAAUCUCAAAGUUAUAAAGAUAGUCCUGGUCACCCGUUGAGGUGUACAUUCGAAGGCACUCUCAAAGACCUAUUAGUGUAUUCAAAGCCAAAAGUCCCGAAGAAAAUAUUUUAUCAGCAACUUAGUAUUCGAGUCAAUGAAUUAGAGAAUAAGAAGCAAUUCAAAUGCGUUUACGUGGGCUCGAAGUUCAAGGAAGAAAAGGAACUGAUACUAUAUCCAAAUAAAGGCGGAACUGUGGCCGAUCUUUUGGAAGAGGCGAAAAAGCAAGUCGGAGAUUGUGGUACUGGAAAACUUAGGUUAACAGAAAUAAGUAGUAAUAGGGUAUCAAUGGGGCCAAAAGAAGACACGCCUUUAGAGCAGCUAGCAAUUACAGCUACGAAAAUAUAUAGGAUCGAAGAGGUGCCUCAGGAGGAAUUGCAUCUUGCCGAAGACGAAACGUUGAUUUCGUGUGCUCAUUUUCACAAGGAGGUCUUUUCGACGUUCGGCACUCCUUUCCUCAUAAAAGUCAAACAGGGAGAACCGUUCGCUAAAGUUAAAGAACGAAUACAGAAACGAUUGGCUGUGCCCGAAAAAGAAUGGGAGAAAUUUAAGUUUGCAAUCGUGGCGAUGGGUAGGCCACAGGUUAUUCAAGAAGAUGAAUAUGUAAUUAAUUUAGCUGAUUUUAAACCUGUUCCUAAUCAAUCAGCGGGUAGUCCUCGACCUUGGUUGGGAUUAGACCAUGUGAAUAAAACUCCAAAAAGGUCGAGGUUUAAUUACCUGGAGAAGGCCAUCAAAAUCUACAACUGAGACUGACAGAAGAGACAUUUAGUGACAAAAUCUCUAUCACCACCUAACCAACCGAUGACCACCCAACCUUCGAGUUAUGGCCGACAUGUACCCCCGCCUACAACUUUCCCCCCUAUAAGCGAGGUGUUGCACGACAUUGUCACUAUACCACGCUACAUAGUCAAGACGCCUGACGAUAGGACUCAGUGUAAAUUGUAAGGGCGCCGUUUUUCUUUCAAGUCUUGUUUAUAAGAAGUAUUACAUAUUGGAGUCACCCGGUGCUUUAUUUUUAUAUUAGGUGAGCUUUUGAUUUUGUAAUAAUUAAGAAAUGGGGGAAUCCCUCUUUUCAAAACAAGAUUUUAGUAUAUGUAAAGUUGAUUUAGACCUCAUAUUGUGUUUUUACCAUAAAAGAGCUAAUAGAUAAGUAAUUUUAUGACCGUAAUCGAAAAUGAUACUUUUCUGUCACACAUCUUUUCAAAUGUCUGCAGCUGUACGACAGACAGACUGCGAGUAAGAGUACUCCCCUUCCACGACAAAGUUAAUAUUCGGUUCUGCAUCGUAUAUAAUCUUUUUUGAUUACUAAAACCUACUAAUGCUACUAAUUAAAACUUUCUAAUGAAUUUUGAUCGUUAAAACAUGCUACUAUUAUAACAUACCAUUUGAUCAUCUGGUAUAAAAAUGAAGCUCCGGGUGUAUCGGGGAGGAAGGACAUUGCGGAAGACCAACUGCGUCUUUUAGACUUAACCUUGUCGCCAGCAUCUCGACUAAAUAUGCUUAUCCAGAUUAUUCUCAGAGUAACUUAAAAACAGGCAAUUAUCAGCUAUAUAUAACACUUGUAAAUAUUUAUUUAACUGACAAAUAAAAAAGUCUGUCUCUUGUUUUUUAGGGUGUAUUCACAUGUUGAUAUUUUGUAGAGGGUUAUUCAGGAUUUCGAUUGAAAUCAUGUUUUUAAUUAUAUUAUUUAUCACAUAUUUUAUAUUAUCUUCACGGUUGUACAAGAUAUCGAUAGUUAUGAAGGAUAUUACAUAAUUGUUACUGAAAGGGAUGUUGCAGUUUGUGUUGAAUGGUAACAAAAGUGGUUUAUGGUUUUAGAACGAACAUAAAUAUCUGAUGGAAGAAAGCAAUGAUGUUAAUGUUUAAAAAGCAUUGUAUCAUAAUUGAAAACAAUGAGUCGCAUUCUUAAAACAUGGAUUAUUUGUAUCUCAAAUAUUGGAUAGUAACAAACUAUGGUUAUUGUCAUUUGCUUGGGUUUAUAUGACUGCAAACACUAAAUCUAUUCGGCCAAUCUUACUGAUUAUACGUAUUAGUCAUUGUUUCAUCUAUAAUCUUAUCGACAUCUGUUAAAUUUAAGAAUAUUUCUUUCAAGCGUUCUAAUCUUUCUCUUAAGUAAAAUUCUUUUUAUUGACAGGAUUGAUGAAAAGAUUAUUUUACUACAAGAUCCUUUCUCUCAUACCAUCUCAUUAUGCCGCUUUCAGUUUUAUGUUUUCACGAUGGUACAUUUACUCAUCAGAAAUCUUUUGAACAUGACGAAAUUGUAACAUUAUAUUUAUAUUUAGGACUUUCAAUAAAUAAAUACACUUCCUUCUUUCCAAUCUUUUAUGACUUAUCCAAACCUUUCAUGCUUUCCUCUAAUUAGACUCAUUGGUUUAAUAGACUUUCUCUAGUUUCUUAAUUUGUUUAUCUUGGCCUUUUCCGAUUUUCCCAGCUGUGAUUCAAUUAGUUAAGUCAAUUGUUUUAUGCCAUAUUUACUUUACCUCUCUAUUUGAAACUUAUACGAUGUUUUAUUUUGCGCCCCCACUUUUGGAUUCGUAUUUCUUUUGCAUUAUCCAGUUAUAAUGCAAAUAAAGAUAUAAUCUUAUGGCUUUGACUUUUAAAUCUUUUUACAACUAUAAUCCAAUCGAAUUGCUCUUUGGAUAGAUAUUUUGGUAAUAAUCGGAAAAUGCCGAGACCCUUGAUGCGUGGCGUUGAAGAUAGCGGAUUAUAGUUAUAACAAGGGUUAAUAGUAAAAGCCUAAAAACGCUGUCUUAAUUCCAUUCCCUAAGAAUAUUUCUGAUUUGAUACAUAUAUCUCUAUCUUCUAUCUCACCAUACUGCAAAUUCGAUAAAAACAGUUAUGUGAACUAAUAGGUUAGAAAAACUCAAUUUGUCUCUUAAAUUGGUUAGUGAUAGGUAGUUCUUUUUUUUUAUUAAUUAUUGAAUUUUGAUUUAAUUGAUACACUUACAGACAAAAAUAUUAACUGUGUUUCUUUAAAGUUUUUGUAAUUUAUAUUGUAAAACUACACUCACAGACAAAAGGUAAAUUUUUUGUCUAGUUUUGAUAACCAACUUUUUAAUACAAAUUAUUUGAUCAGUUGUUUAUUUUAGCUGACCUAUUAUCAGCGUUUUGUAUUCUAUAGAAUAUGCUCAUCUGUUCUGUAAUUUGAUGAAGAUAAAGUUUAUUACUUACAAAUUGAUUUUCUUGCUCAUAUUUUGACCUUUAGAAAUAAAAAAUACUCUUUAUGAUGUCACAAAUAUCUUUUAAUUUCGUUUCGUCUUGUACAACUUUGAACAACCUUUCGCUAAAUUUUGAAUAACCUGGUCUAAUAUGUUUUGAAAUGUAAGUAUCAUCUCUAGUUUUAUAGCCAUUUUGGUUGACUUUUUUAAAUGUGUACAAGAUGGCCAGCUUUUUCAAAUUUUAUUGGUAAACUUGCUAUACAUUUACGUUUCUCUUGAUCUGUUCAAAUCUUUGUCUUUUUCUUUAUUUAACAUUUAUGUAUACGUACUGUGAACAUAUUGAGGAAUCAAAAUAAAGUUUACUUUAAAACUUUAUUUGUGAUAAUCAUAAGUUAAAUAUAUAUUAUGAAUUUUAAUUGUUUCAAAGAAAUAUACUAAGAACAAGAAUAUGAAUAGGUAUUUCAGCAUUCUACAAAAAGUACUAAUGUGAUGUUUUUAAUUUUUGUAUAUUGUGUUUAUUUAUUUUUAUUGUUUUACCCCGCGAAUGCCUGAAACUACCUUUAUAUUCGGUCCCUUUAUACACACACGCUUUUAGGCAUCUGUCUUUUAGUUUUACGUAUCAUUUGCUAAUAUAAUUCGUUUUUAAAACUGGACAUCUUGUAUGUGUCCUUUAAUACACUUUUUUUGAACGUUUCUAUUCCUUUUAUUGGUCUUUGUUUUAUUUGUGUGUGGUUUAAAUUGUGAGUUUCGUCAUACAGUUUACAACCUGACCUUGAAUACAGCAAAAUGUUCAACAAAGACCGAAAGUAGAAUAUUAUUCUUCAAAAAUCUUUGGUAGGUAACGUAUUAUGGUAAAGAUAUCUAGUAAAUGGGGGAAAUAAAAACUUUAUUAACAGAGUGUUGCAAUUUGCUUGCGAGUGUAGCAUACAAGAGAAGGACACAAUGUCCAAUCAAAGUUUGCAGACAGAACCAUGUGGAGUUUCCAUAAAUAUUCAUCAUAAUUCAUUUUCCUAUCAUUCAGUACCAUUGUCAUUGUACAAGUACCAUUGUGCAAGUUCAUUAACCAGAAUGUUAUGCUUCAACGUGGAUCCCUUUUACCAUCAGUCUUACUCGGUAUAAUGAGCUGAAGCAAUUGUAUUUUAUUUGUAAGAUAUUUUGUAUAAAAGAAAUUUACGUCAAAGUAUUAUAAUUUUCUUUCUUUAUGGUGCUUGUUUGUUUAGUUAGUUUAAUACUUCUGUGCUGAAGACCCUAUCGAUCCACGAAGGAGGCAGCAAACUUCGGUAGGUCCACAUCUCGAAGACUGCAGUUUCUAACACAUGGCAGCUGUAAGUGUCAUUUUUUACGUAUACUUGUUUCUAUUCCGGAUCUUAUCUCCUUAUCUAUAUGCCAUUCCAAGUGUGUUGUCCAAAUAUUUAUUCUGAUGAACGCAUUCUGAGUUUUCUGUCACACUCUAGAACACAUAACAUGUUUAUAUGCUUGUGUAUUACUAGAUCUUGAUCUUGGUGUUCAACUUGAGCCCUGUGUCUCUACUUUGAUCUGCGAUGAAGUUGCUUCAAGUCAUUCAGUGUACUCACUAGAAGUACGGUAUUACCGGAGUAAGACCUUGUUGUCUUUUAUAUAAACCUUGCUGCAGAUUUCUGCCAAAAUAAACAAACGAGGUGACGACACGCAGUAAAGAUUUAUUAUUAUUCUCAUUUUUUUUUGUACUUUUGUAAGUUUAUCGGCUCAUCUCUCAAAAAGUUCUUUACUAUAAUUGCAACAUACCUUUAAUUUUGCUCUUCUCUCCCAAGGAUAACUUUCUCUCCUUUUUGAUCCAUUAAUAAUCCAACAGACUUAUUUUUGUACCAUCCGGUAUUCGAUCUCUUUCAAUAAACAACCGCUUCUAAUUUGGUUUUUUCUUGGUUUUUGUUUUUUAAAAAGUCUCAUUUAUUCCAUAAGGUUGGUAUCAUAUAUCUAUAUUUCCGACCUUGACAAGAUCCUUGAACUGGGCGAUAUUUGGGGCUUUUUGCCUUCGGUGUCACGUCUUCUAGGAAUUUUUAUCGAUGGUGUGUUUAGAAUUCCCUUGGUUCUGUUUGUGUUGUAUCGUGUUGGUAAUGGGCCAUUUUUGGCAUAAUAAUUUUAAUGAUCGAAUGUUAAAAAUACAAAUAUUUAUUAGUGAAUUAUUAGUGAAUUUUGAUAAUAUUGCAAGGUCAGGUACAUUUUUCACACUUAAACCAGAGUUUAAACCACGAGCGAUGUGGACUUUCUCCUUAUUUUUAUACUUUUUGUCAUUACUACUAACAAAACAAGAUUUAAUUAUUGAAAAUGAAAUAUACUUCUGUUUCGAUCC
This is a messenger RNA of Diabrotica balteata, 8195 nucleotides long. Lineage: Eukaryota; Metazoa; Arthropoda; Insecta; Coleoptera; Chrysomelidae. The record is from the annotation of a GenBank genome assembly.